Messenger RNA from Gongylonema pulchrum, 1160 nucleotides. The record is from the annotation of a GenBank genome assembly. Lineage: Eukaryota; Metazoa; Nematoda; Chromadorea; Rhabditida; Gongylonematidae.
AUGCAGGGAAUUGAACCGGAAUCCCUACUGGAAAGAACAAAAUAUCUAGGCAAAAGAAUCAAAGAACUUAUUGUUUUACCGAUUUAUGCCAAUCUUCCUUCCGAUUUGCAAGCCAGAAUCUUUGAUCCAACGCCACCAAACGCCCGGAAAGUGGUGCUGGCCACAAACAUUGCUGAGACGUCCGUAACAAUUGAUGGGAUCAGUUACGUAAUUGAUCCUGGUUUUAGUAAACAAAAUUCGUUUGAUGCCCGAAGUGGUGUGGAACAUUUACACGUUGUUACCAUUUCAAAGGCUGCAGCUAAUCAGCGAGCUGGGAGAGCUGGUCGAACUGGUCCCGGAAAGUGUUUUCGUCUUUACACAGCCUGGGCUUAUAAAAACGAAUUGGAGGAUCAGCCUAUCCCAGAGAUCCAGCGCAUUAAUUUGGGAAAUGUUGUUUUAAUGCUAAAAAGCUUGGGAAUCCACGACUUGGUGCAUUUCGAUUAUUUGGACCCACCGCCUCAAGAAACUUUAGUGAUUGCCUUGGAGCAACUGUACGCGCUUGGAGCGCUGAAUCAUCGCGGCGAACUGACGAAACUAGGACGACGAAUGGCCGAGUUUCCGUGUGAUCCAUGCAUGAGUAAAAUGAUUAUUGCAUCAGAAAAAUACGGCUGCUCGGAAGAAAUUAUCACCGUGGCUUCGAUGCUAUCCUGUAACGCAGCAGUGUUCUAUCGGCCCAAAGCAUUGAUUAUACAUGCCGAUGCUGCUCGAAAAGGUUUUUGGAUUCCCGGCGGUGAUCAUCUCACCCUGCUAAAUGUUUACAAUCGUUGGCGAGAUAGCAAUUAUUCUUCACAGUGGUGUAUUGAAAAUUUUGUACAGCACAGAACAAUGAAACGAGCAAGGGAUGUCCGCGACCAACUUGAGGGUCUGCUCGAAAGAGUUGAAAUUGAACAGGUAUCCAACAACGAUUCAAUAGCAAUUCGGAAAGCAAUCACUGCUGGAUAUUUUUAUAACUGCGCAAAACUGGAUAGUAGCGGACAUUAUAAGACGGUGAAAAAUAAGCACACCGUUCACAUUCAUCCCAACUCGUCAUUGUUCGAGGAGACCCCACGGUGGAUGAUUUACUUCGAGCUCGUUUUCACAUCUAAGGAAUUUAUGCGUGAGGUAAAACCAAAUUUUUAAUU